GCGAGCUUGCAAGCAUCGGGAAACGAAUAACGCGCAUGAGAAAGAAGCCGUUGACGUGGAGGAAGCACGCGAACAACAGGUUUGUCGCGUUGCACGUAGACGCGGUCGGGCGAAGCGCAUUGGCAUCAGCGCGUUGCGGACAGAAUUGCGGAGUUGUUCGAAGACAGGCGAGCGCGAAGCAACUCAUCGUCAACAUUAAUAACAGGAUUUUUAUGGCUGUUUUUCCUAUUUAUGGCGACAAACUACCUUUCUCAGGCGAUUAUAUUUCAGACGCUGAAUAAUUUUUUCGAAGACGUGAAAAAUAUGGAAGAUAUAUGCAACGGCGAUGGCGAUAAUUUUAAUGAUGAAAAAUGCGAAUGUGUCUUCAACUAUCUGGAGGGCCUGGAUCAUCCGCAGUUUCAAUUUUAUUUUCAGAAACUUCAAUUGCCAGGGAUUCACAAAUCAAAGAAGGAUGAAAUCACUGAGCAGUCUGAUCCUAAAAUUUACCUCAUCGAUCCGAAAGCCUACGUUAUCGCUUGCGGGAACAAUGCCCCAGAGAGAAAAAUGGCCAACAAGGAAGUAUGCGACGAACUGGACAAACUCAUUAUUACGGAUCUGUAUACUAAAUGGUGGUACGACCCCGCUGCUUCUUGUUUUAAUUCCAUUUUGAACACAACCAAAAGGUCACAUCCAGGAGCUGUACUCGCCUUCAGUCUCGUUCUACUGGGCAUCGUGUUAACACCAAUUCGUCUGCUGCAGAAUCUUUAAAUAACGAUCAUAACAAGUUUCACGUGCACAAUCAAGAAAGUUCAUAUGCUUGAAAGUUAUUUUCGUCAUUAUUCGAAAAAAAAUGCCUUACUGUAGUUUAGUUCUUAAAGAGAUAUUUCGUUCGACUUUUGAGGAACAUAGUUUUUUAAUACGCACUUGCAGAAAGUACGAUUUUGUCGGAGACUCGGCGAAAAAUCUGGAUUUAAAUUCGUGCUUUCCACGCGUUGUUUUGAAAAAAUAACUACACCUAACAUGUUCGAGAAAGAGAUUCUUAUCUCAUCUGCCUUUCCAGCAUCACUUAACUCGAGCGUAAACGUCACACGAGACAACAGUCUACUUUCCCGCAUUAGUUAGCUAAUAUACUAUUGUUUUAUUAAAAGAUAAAAGUUCUCUAGAAAAAAGUUUCCUACUAUUUCAGAUCUUUUUAACCAAUAAUAACUUAUUCAAAAAUGCAAUGUUUCGCAAAUGUAAUUAAUUUUCACUUAUUAAGUAUGCAAAAAAGUAUGUUAAACAUUACAAUUCAAAUUUUACAUAGUUUGACAACAAAUGAUAGUCUUUUCACAAAUGUAAUGAAAUUCCGAAACGUCACAUUUCUGAAUAAAGUUAUAUUACUCAAAAGGAUUUGUAGUUAUAGUCAAUUUAUUUCUGAAAACUACUCAGAAUUGAAUGAAAACGCACCAACAUAAAUAGAUAUUUUUCUUACUAGAAUUGUGCUUAAUUUUUUUAUUCAACUAUCAUUAUAUACUUGUGAAAAAUUUAAACUUGAGUUAAUAUUAUAAAUAACCGAAAAGACGUUUCGUAUCCGGUUAGAUGUUUAAAAUAAAGUUUGCAAAAAGAUUAACCAUGCCUUCAAUCGUAAUAAUCAUUACAUGAGUAAUUUUUCAAAAUCUGAUACGUAUUUAAUUAUUUGAAUCCUAUAUUUAAAAAAAUGUUGAUUCGCCGAUGAUAUACAGCAUUAUAAUUAUCAUUAUUGCCUAAAAAAACGCACGACAUUUUGAAUUUCAUUAUUAUUUGAAACAUUUGUAUUAUACAUUUAUGAAUAGGAGAUUUAUAUUCACUAGUACAUUCAAUUUAUGAAUAACGUAUGGAUGAUAAUCUGUAAGCAUGGAACUAUACAGUUAAUAAAUCAUUUUAGGAAAAUAAGAGGCCGUGUUUCAUCAAUUAUGCUGGAAUUAUCGGUACAAAUCGAUUCCUAUCUGCGAUAUUGAAAUUAAUAUCGCCGUCUUAAAAUUCGGUUGCAAGAGAAAGCACCUCACAAAUAUUGUUAUUUGCGAGGUGCUUUAAGCUCGUCACAUUUGAAACAUGUUAGCGAGCGUUUUGCACGAGGCAAUCACAAAGCCACCAAUUUCGAGUAAGCUUUAAUCGAUUUUUUGUGAAAUAACAAGUGCAAAUUCAAUUUUUACUCGUAGAUGAAUAGUGAUAGUUUUAGUAUAUUUCAAAUUGCAUAUACUACUAGAAUCUCAAAGUUAGCAUGUAAAAGGUUAAAUCAGUGUAUUAAAUAACAUACAAACAUGCAACAGAAAGCGAGCUAAACAACGUUAGCAAUAGUAAAAAGAGAAAACAAACCAUAAAUUUGUACAAAUUAAUUUAUGCUAUAAUGUACGUGAUUGAAUAAUGGAAAAGUUAUAAAUUUGAACAAAUAUAUGCACUAUUAAAAAUUUUAAUAUUCUUAGCUUCAAAAUACGAGAUUGACAAGAAUAGAAGUAUAAAUAAGACACAGCGAUCAUUAGAUGCAUGAUUGUCAUUUUGUAAGAUAGAAUUAUUUAUUUUUAUUGAAGAUUUAAAAUUCACAUAAAUCACAUUGAUAUAAACAAAAUAGAAUUUUGAUAAUGUACAUUCUAUUCAUUAUAUAUUAUAAUAUAGCUGUCGUUACAUUCAUAGUUAUAAGUUAUGUAAUAUCUAUAUUGAGAAUUUGACUUUAAUGAUUGUCUUUCUGAAAAUGUAACGGAUUGCAGUAUUGUAUUAUUUAGCUAUUGAAAGAAAUUGAUGUAUAAUCCUGUAGAUAAAUGCUUAAGCUUUAUAAAGUUGUAGAGAAUAUUCAUUGAUUGUCAAUAAAGUAAUAUCGUAAAACUUUUGAGCU
Phymastichus coffea is the source of this 2827-nucleotide messenger RNA. RefSeq lists its product as uncharacterized. The record is from RefSeq and is a predicted model, not a curated record. NCBI's taxonomy places the organism in Eukaryota, Metazoa, Arthropoda, Insecta, Hymenoptera, Eulophidae. The transcript has 6 exons. The coding region runs from base 232 to 747 and encodes 171 amino acids.